Messenger RNA from Pelobates cultripes (western spadefoot toad), 3814 nucleotides. The record is from the annotation of a GenBank genome assembly. Lineage: Eukaryota; Metazoa; Chordata; Amphibia; Anura; Pelobatidae.
AUGGGAGCACAGGUAGAUACAGAAAAAGAAAAGGUAAGUUUAAAAUAAUAGCAUUGACUAAUAUCAGUUCGACGCGCAUUUCGGCGUGUUCAAUACGCCUUUGUCAAGAGCUACCUGACAUGUGAAUUAGGAACCGCUUAUAAAGGAGUGAGUACACGCCCCUCAAGGUGAAGCCUCCAAUCAAAACGCUCUAGUUCAAGAAGAGUGACAGAUUCCUCCCCAAUGAUCUGGACCAAUCAGAGGAGGGGGGCGUAGUAACCACAAUCUCCGUGUCUAAAAAAGAGGGAGGGGGUAAGGGAGUGGGGAGGGAUCAAACGUAAUCACUGUAAAGCGGAAUGGAAUGAGGUACAAAGAUAAAAUGAACCGGAACAAAAUAAAACAAAAUACAGAACGGUAACAUAUGAAUAAAUAAAUGAAAUAGUAAUAUUAUUAUUAUUAUUAAAGAUGGUACAUCCGUUCAAGCCCGUUGGAAAACAAUUGUUACUUUAAUAUUUACUGACACUGUUGCCAUGAAGUUCUAUGAAUGUAACAAAAUGUUGCAGAAUCAUACAAGUAACCAAAAAAGGAAAAUCAUAGAGCGUACCAACUGUUAAAGGGAAUAUAGAAAUGAAAUAAAUAACAUCUAAACAAAUAGUCCCUAGACCUUGACUAUUAUUAACCCCCAUCUCAAUGGUCUGGGAACCUUAUAUAUAGAUAAUAUCUAGAGCAAUGGUAUAAAUUCAUGCAGGGUGUAAAUUAUCUAUUUAGUUCCAUCUAAACAGUCCGGCGUCACUAGUUCAUUUAUCACAAUGUCUGAAAGCAUUAAGUCAGUGCACCGACGGAGGUUUAUACUGGAAAAAAUCUGGAUAAUAUAGGUGACCAACAUACAGCAUUUGAACUUAUAAAUUACAAUAAACCGAAAAAGAAGUGUAUGAGACCAUGCUUACUGGUCAAAUGGUCCCUGGGAAAAAUGCAAAGAAGUACAAGUUAGACCAAGCAUAAUAAAAUAAUACAGAAAGUCCCUUAAAGGACUAGAUACAAAUUCCAAAGCUGAAUUUACUGCUCAUGAAAAAAGGGAUUAUAAUAGUUAUGGUUCAUAUUAAAUAUACAGUGAUGUAAGGAGGAGGCAAAACAGUAACUGAAUAAGGGUACCUAAAUUCACAUGUCAGUGUAAAGAUUAUUAAUUUACCAUGAAAUGUAUACUGAAAAUGAUCACUACAACUAAAUUUACUAGAUAAUAAGGCCAGUUUGAAGGCUGUAGAUACAGUGUGUAAGCUAAAUAGUAAAGAAUGUACAGUAAGAUGAAUGAGAUCAAUUAUCGAAUGAAUCAAAUAAAUGGGGAGAAAGAGAAUCCUUCGUUAAGACCUCUUGGAUUAAGGGUAUUCAAUUUAUAAAUCCAUCUACAUUCUUUUUGACGUAGAAUUUUAUCAAAAUCCCCCCGUCUCUGUUCACGUUUAACAAGCUCCAGGCCACAGAAACGUAUAUGUCUUUAGAAGACCCACCAUGCUGUUCCUUUAAAUGUCUUGAGAUGGGGGUGUCAAGUCGAUUCUUGGGGGAUCUAACGUGUUCCUUGAUACGUUCUUUGAAUGGCCGGAAGGUUUUGCCUACAUACAUCAAUUUGCAACUACAGGUAAGUAGAUAAACCACCCCUGCAGAAUUACAAUUAAAGAAAUUAGUAAUUUGAAAGGAUUGUUUACCUUCGCUAUCGCUCACUUCUUUUGAAUCUCUGAGAAUGUACUUGCAGGCUACACAUCUUCCACAGCCAUAUGAUCCUACAAGGAUUCUGCGUCCGAACCAAAUAGUAUUAAAGGAUUGUUUAAUUACGAAGUUGCUGGCUACAAGGAUAUCACUAAGGUUCUUACCCCUGCGGGCCGUGAUGGUAACUUGUGGGCCCAAAAUUUCUUUCAGAUGGGUAUCCUUGAGUAAAAUAGGCCAGAAUUUUUGAAUAGAGCGUUUCACCUCGUCCCAACCUAUGUCAAACGUGCCAAUCAUCCUAAUAGUUUUGUUGGUAGCCUUAUUUGACACGGGAGGGUCUGACAGGAGAUCUGCCCUGUCGGUUGUCAAUGCUCUAAAAUUGACCCUCUUGAGAAACCUGUUAGGGUAGCCCUUCUCUUUGAAUUGUUGUCUCAUGAUUUUGGCUUUAAUUUGAAAGUCCUUUAAAUCUGUGCGGUUACGUCGUAAUCUGAGGUACUGUCCAGUGGGGAUACCCUGUUUUAGAGGGCUUGGAUGGAAACUAUUCCAUUUGAGAAGGGAGUUGGAUGCGGAGGGUUUCCUAAACAGAGAGGUCUUAAGAGAACCAUCCUUAGAGAAUGAAAUUGUGAGGUCAAGAAAGUUCAAAGACAAACCACCAAACUCCGCAGUGAACCUGAGAUUGUCCUUGUUAAUGUUGAGGAGGGACACGAAGCUGUCAAACUCUUUACUAUUACCCUGCCACACUAAAAUGACAUCAUCAAUGUAUCUGUACCAAAAAAGAAUUUUGGACAGAAAAGGUAACAGAUGAAUAGAUGUCUUAAUAUGUUCCUCCCACCACCCUAGGUAGAGGUUGGCAUAAGAGGGUGCGCACGUGGUACCCAUUGCCGUGCCCUGUAUCUGGUGGUAGUACUUAUUGUGGAACAAAAAUAAUUGUGGGAUAGAAUACAUUUCAGUAGUUUGAGAGUAAAGGUGGUAUGUGCUUGCUGUUCAGGGCCCCUUUUGUCAAGAAAGUGUUUGACAUGCUCAAUACCCCUAUGAUGUGGGAUAGAGGAAUAUAGCGCCUCAACAUCAAGGCUACAUAAAUAGGCCGUAGGUUCAAUAUGAAGGUUCGAAAGAAGGGAAAGUGCCUGCUUGGUAUCUCUAAUAUAGGAGGGUAAAAGUUCGACAAAUGGUCUGAGAAUCUGGUCAAUAUAAAGGCUGCCGUUUUGGGUUAAAUUAUCAACCCUAGGGGGCGGAGCUUGACCGCCAAGCGGAGUGGACGCGGACUGCAUGAGCUCCUGCCCGACGGGCAAAAUCAAACGAAGAACCCACAAUUAAAAACCCACAGACAUAUCAGGGUGCACUCCCCAAGCUAGGGGUGCACCACAUAAGCGACAGUCACACGCCCGCCGCCCAUCGGGGCCGGGAGCACUGGACGCCCUCCGUGGACUACAGGAGCCGGCCGCUUCCCCCGAGCUCGGAACAACUCGGCAAACAACUUACCCGCCCCCCCGGACUGGUAGGAGUCAUCUCGGUCCUCCCCAGCAACAACAAGCACACUGGAGGACGGGCCGCGCAGACUGUAGGGGUGCAACACAGCCAAGGCACAGACAAGAUGGCGGCCCAGCACAGGCCCCAGACGAAAGACACAGACACCCAGCCAUCACUCCAGCCCAUAGCAGCACUAGAUCGGCUCUGUAAAAGCUUUUGGGCAAUACUCCGCAGCAGCGGAGCCACACACGUUCAAGCUAUGAGAGCAGUGGCCACCAGAUGCCGCCAUUAUGACGCCAUGCUGAGGGUCCGCAGAACAACUGCCCGGUGGACCAGCCUCAAACGACCAGCAAAACAGGAAACAUUACCCGGGCAUACGGGCGCAAACACCCGACCUCACCCACGCAGGAACCUAAGUGCUGCACAGGCCCCACAAGCAAGUUCCUCGCUGUGCCCGAGACUCAGAGCCCAGCGCGGCAUUCUGGGGCCCUCUGCGGUUGCAGCCGCCUACCGGAUCACAGUGAGCAUGUCCACACUGACACCCGUUGGAGACUCUGAAUCACAGCAUAGAGGUGCCACUGAAUCCACCUGUCAACACAGAUUGGGCCCACAGGAACACCUGAAUCGCCUUACAGGGAACGCAAUCAAAGCAUCCAGAACAGGCAUCGGCUGA